AUGCCAGCGCCAGGACGGAGCCUUGGAGCUGCCCGCUGUGGCCCAGCGAGCGCAGAGCAGCUCAGCCCAGCUCAGGACCGUGGCCGGUGCAACGUGCAGUGGAGCUGUUUCUGGAGCGUGCACACAGACAGGCUGCAUGCUCUGGACCAGAGACCAAACUACUGCACGGGCCGACGGCAAGAAUGGCCCCAGCAUUUCACUAAACCGCCA
Molecule: messenger RNA, 210 nt
Organism: Prorocentrum cordatum
Lineage: Eukaryota; Dinophyceae; Prorocentrales; Prorocentraceae
Source: the annotation of a GenBank genome assembly